AUGAAAACAGUUUACAUCAACUGCGAUAACGUUAAUCUCAAUCCAAUUUCCGUAACCCAGGAAUCCAACAAUCUCGAGCUGCUCGAUGCACUCUAUGACACGCUCGACAGCACGGACGUCGCAGAUUCAGAGAGGCAGCUCAACAUACCCAGCCAUCCCCGUCGCGAGCCUUCUCUGUCUGAGCACAGGACCAACUACGAAGUCACGGCGAAGUUGUUUGUCACGGAUCCUGACUACAGCAAGUGGAAUGAAAAGACGCUGAACGAUGCCUUUGAAUGCUUGCAUCGCACUACCUCGCUCGGAUCCGUCGAUUCUCUCAUUUUCAGCUUCAACGGGCUAUGUGAUGAUACAAGUGAUAGCAGCGAUAGACUGGAUGCUGCUGCACGUAUUUGGAAGUCACUUACUCCCGAAUUCCCGCACACUCAACUCGGUGUUGCCGAUUUCGGUCCGAUCGAGCUGGACAAGCUCAUCGCCAAGAUCAAAGACACCGCUAGGCAACCGCAGACUACGCAGAUUAGCUUGUCUGACUGCUGCGAGCCACCCAGCGAGCUCGUCAAAACAGCCAAGCAGCACGACGUAGAAUUGACAGCCCAUCCAGAUAUCCACGAUAUACUCUCGCCCGCAGAGCUUGCUGCUGCUUUCAACAGAAACCAAUCACACCAGCUAGAUGAAAAGAGCGUGGGGAUAGAUUGGGUACUCAAGUACACUGUUGUUGCACACGGCAGAGCAGUAGUUGCUGAUAAAGGAUACAUAAUACGCGCAUCCUUAUCAUAG
Molecule: messenger RNA, 774 nt
Organism: Wallemia ichthyophaga EXF-994
Lineage: Eukaryota; Fungi; Basidiomycota; Wallemiomycetes; Wallemiales; Wallemiaceae
Product: Putative glutamate--cysteine ligase regulatory subunit
Exons: 5
Coding region: 1-774 (257 amino acids)
Biological process (GO): glutathione biosynthetic process
Cellular component (GO): glutamate-cysteine ligase complex
Molecular function (GO): glutamate-cysteine ligase catalytic subunit binding; enzyme regulator activity
Source: RefSeq, a predicted model, not a curated record